Messenger RNA from Pungitius pungitius (ninespine stickleback), 1735 nucleotides. RefSeq names its product H3 histone, family 3C (gene h3f3c). Gene Ontology annotation, cellular component: nucleosome; nucleus. The coding region runs from base 168 to 578 and encodes 136 amino acids. The transcript has 4 exons. Lineage: Eukaryota; Metazoa; Chordata; Actinopteri; Perciformes; Gasterosteidae. Gene Ontology annotation, molecular function: protein heterodimerization activity; structural constituent of chromatin; DNA binding. The record is from RefSeq and is a predicted model, not a curated record.
UUGCAUUCUGGGAGUCGGAUGAUUGACACGCCGCCAUUUUGCUCCUCUCGCUGCGCUCCCAUUGUGUGAGAGAUGGUAAAUAUCUGACACCGCCACACUAGCGCUACUCACUUGGACCCUCUCGAAGAAAAAGGCGCUAAAUUAAGCCGCGGUGAUACUUUGUCGCAAUGGCUCGUACCAAGCAGACCGCCCGUAAGUCCACUGGAGGAAAGGCUCCUCGUAAGCAGCUGGCCACCAAGGCUGCCCGCAAGAGUGCCCCCUCUACUGGAGGGGUCAAGAAGCCCCAUCGUUACAGGCCCGGCACCGUGGCUCUGAGAGAGAUCCGUCGGUACCAGAAGUCCACCGAGCUGCUGAUCCGCAAGCUUCCUUUCCAGCGCCUGGUGAGGGAGAUUGCUCAGGACUUCAAGACUGACCUGCGUUUCCAGAGCGCCGCCAUUGGAGCCCUGCAGGAGGCGAGUGAGGCGUACCUGGUGGGUCUGUUUGAGGACACCAACCUGUGUGCCAUCCAUGCCAAGCGAGUCACCAUCAUGCCCAAAGACAUCCAGCUGGCACGCCGCAUUCGUGGGGAGCGCGCUUAGAAGGCCCUCCCCAAUGUUUCACCUCUGUCCUGUUUUUUCUUAACCUGUCCCCCCCUCUCCCUCCUUUAUUCAACACCUAUCCCAAUCAGCCUCUCCUCCCGCCUGCCCAGCUUGUCAGUAGACUUUAGAGUAAUCCUGAUUCUGAAGAGAUAGAAAUAUGUUGACGUCUGGUCUCCAGACUGGUCUUUUUUUGUCUUCACCAAAUGUUUUCUUAAGGUACCUUUUUGUGCAUGUAAGACGUUUUUCAGUUCGGAAGCACAUAUGCACACACACAACUUGUGCAUGAGUCACUGAGUUUGUAGGAGUCCAGUUGAUCCUGGGUGGGAGGCCAGCUGUGGUGGCCGAGGGGCUAGUCUGCUUAAGGGGAGCUGCAACUUCCACAGCAGGGUGCUAUUAAAGCUAGUCCUGAGGCCUCCGCCUCACUGCCGCCCUGCCCCCCUCCCUCCAAGCCCCAACUCACCCUGUAGCCAAACCGCCUCUUGCCCUCUGUAACCCGCACUGGGAAAGGAUGGCGUUCUGUUUGUGUGCAUGUGUGAGCUCUGAUCUUUCAAACCACUUGUACUUUUUUGGUUGCUUAAGAAUAUUCAUUGUGGAUAUGGUGUUUAUUUUUUGUAUGCAUAUAAUUCAUAGAUAAGCAUCCCUUCUCUUUACCACUUCCAAAAUCAUAAAAUUAAGAUAGAAAAAACAAUGAAUAUUGCCAACAUGGCUAUCUUUUUAAAAUGUUUUGCAGUAAUCUGAUCUACAGAAAAUCAUGAAGGGCUUCUCUAUUUUCAAAGGCAACUUCUAUUCUAAUGGCAGCCACAUGGGGGCAAUGUGUCCCCGCCCCCUGUAUUGGGUUCUCUGUAGAUGAGUCUUCACCCAUGAUGCUCCUGUCUCUCUAUCUUGGUGUCUACAGAUAGGCUUGUCACACGGUAUGAAUUGACAUAAUAGUGCAAGUUAUGCUCUGCAUGCUCUGGGUCUGUAUCUCUUGCUCUUUGUAGAUCUGAACCUAUAAUUUCUCCUUUUCUCAAAUUUGUGAUACACAAUAUAACCUCAUUUGUUUUCUUUUAUAUUUUUCUUAUUCCUCAAGAUUUUCAGACGUAUAAAUAAGCCAAUCUUUGUAUUUUCCAAAUUUCUCAUAUUAUGGUGGUAAUAAAUAGAUGUUAAAACAAAUCCGA